AAACCAAAACUUGAAGAAAAAUAUCAAAAUGUAUUAAAACCAAAACUUGAAGACAAAUAUGAAAAUGUAUUAAAACCAAAACUUGAAGACAAAUAUCAAAAUGUAUUAAAACCAAAACUUGAAGACAAAUAUGAAAAUGUAUUAAAACCAAAACUUGAAGAAAAAUAUGAAAAUGUAUUAAAACCAAAACUUGAAAACAAAUAUCAAAAUAUAUUAAAACCAAAACUUGAAGACAAGUAUCAAAAUAUAUUGAAACCAAAACUUGAAGACAAAUAUCAGAAUGUAUUGAAACCAAAACUUGAAGACAAAUAUCAGAAUGUUUUGAAACCAAAGCUGAAGGACAAAUAUCACAAAAUAUUAAAACCAAAGCUGAAGAACAAAUAUCAAACAAUCUUAAAACCAAAGCUGAAGGUUAAA
Messenger RNA from Lottia gigantea (owl limpet), 417 nucleotides. RefSeq lists its product as hypothetical. The record is from RefSeq and is a predicted model, not a curated record. The transcript has a single exon. Lineage: Eukaryota; Metazoa; Mollusca; Gastropoda; Lottiidae. The annotation marks the transcript as partial.